UUUUUGUUUUUGUGCUCAUCUAACAUUUGACAAUGGACCACCCAAUAUCCCACGCCUAUAUACACAUGCCAUACCCGCUAUUCCACUCAAUCCCACAAACAUUGAGAGUUCCACCAAACUUCUAGCACCUCUCUCUCUCUCUCUCUCUCUCUCUCUCUCUCUCUCUCUCUCUCUCUCUCGCUCUCAUGGGUGCUUUGGCCAUUUUUGGGAAAAUUUUUGUAGUGUUGGUCUCUUUUCUUCACCAUGUAAAUGGCCGCUUUCAGUACCUAAAUGAACAGUGUGAUUUUUACAAGGGAAACUGGGUUUUUGAUCCAUUACAAUCUCAUUAUGAUUCUUCAAACUGUCCCUUCAUAGAGAAACAGUUUGAUUGCCAGAAAAACGGUCGUCCAGACAACCUUUAUCUCCAAUUCAGAUGGCAACCCUUCGGCUGCAAUUUACCAAGAUUCGACGGUGAAGAUUUCCUGCGGAGAUUCAAAGGAAGAAGCAUAAUGUUUGUUGGGGACUCGUUGAGUUUGAACCAAUGGCAAUCUCUCACUUGCCUGCUUCACACAGCUAACCCACAAGCCAAAUAUUCAUUGGCUAGGACUGGAGGACUCUCCACCUUUACAUUUCCGGCAUACAAUGUAAAGAUUAUGUUCUCCCGGAAUGCGUUUCUGGUUGAUAUCGCAAACACAAGUGCUGGAAGAGUUCUAAGACUGGACUCCAUUGAAGGUGGAGAAAUUUGGAAAGGGGUCAAUGUGUUAAUCUUCGAUACAUGGCACUGGUGGCUCUACACAGGAAGAAAAAAACCAUGGGAUAUUUUCCAAGAAGGAAAUAUGACAUACGAUGAGAUGGAUCGCCUGGUUGCAUACGAGAAAGCUCUGAACACAUGGGCUAAAUGGGUCGACACCAAUGUGAAUCCCUCAAUCUCCAAGGUCUUCUUUCAGGGUGUUUCACCAGACCAUAACAAUGGAAGUGACUGGGGCGAUCCAAGUGCAAAGAACUGUGAGGGACAAGUUAGACCAUUUAUGGGGCCUAUUUAUCCAGCAGGAGCACAUAAAGCCCAGAUUGUAGUAGAGAAAGUGUUGCGUUCCAUUUCAAAGCCAGUGUUUUUACUGGAUAUUACAACACUUUCACAGCUCAGAAAAGAUGGUCAUCCUUCUGUUUAUGGCCAUGGUGGCCAUAAUGACAUGGACUGCACCCAUUGGUGUCUUCCUGGAGUCCCUGAUACUUGGAAUCAGCUACUAUAUGCAGCUCUUAUAGAAACGUAAACCACUAUAUUUAUAUGUUAUAUAUACAUAUAUAUAUAUUGGAAUUCAUAUUA
Ziziphus jujuba (common jujube) is the source of this 1303-nucleotide messenger RNA. Its product is annotated as protein trichome birefringence-like 43. Lineage: Eukaryota; Viridiplantae; Streptophyta; Magnoliopsida; Rosales; Rhamnaceae. Bases 186 to 1250 code for a protein of 354 amino acids. Gene Ontology annotation, molecular function: O-acetyltransferase activity. Gene Ontology annotation, cellular component: Golgi apparatus. The transcript is spliced from 5 exons. The record is from RefSeq and is a predicted model, not a curated record.